Molecule: messenger RNA, 1393 nt
Organism: Paramecium sonneborni
Lineage: Eukaryota; Ciliophora; Oligohymenophorea; Peniculida; Parameciidae
Source: the annotation of a GenBank genome assembly
AUGCAAAUUCAUACUUCAUCUGCUCAUACCUUAAAAAAGUGCGAAUAGUUCUAGCAUUUAUCUCCAUAAGCUUAAGAAGCUCUUUAAAGUUUAAAAAAAAUAAGGAACUUUGGAUGUGAAAAAGCGAGUGAUCUUCUAGACGUUAAAAAAAUCACUUCUGAUAAUAUUGAUUAUCUAUCAAAAAUAGGUUAAGUUGUAAAACAUCUUCCAUAAAAUGAAUUUUUAGGAUCUCAAAAUUUCUCUUUUAUUUAGAAGUAUUAAAUUCAUAUUAACUUUAUCUAGUUCUAAAUAAUUAUUACCUUUUAAGAAUUCUAUUGUUCAAGAUGAUCCAACACCUAAUUUUUCAGAGGCUAUUUCAAGUGAAAGAAAGCAAAUAAGCGAAACUCAAUAAAAUCAACAAUUCUUUCAAAAAUAGUUAAAAUUAAUUUAAAACUUACAAAUUAAACUAUCCUAAGAUUCAAAUAAAGUAAAUAAAGGUUUUAUUAAAAAAUUUAAGUAAGAAAAAGAGAAUAAGCUUAAUCCUUAUUAGAAAAAAAAUUAUCAAUAAAAUAGAUUAAGUGAUUUAAUAUCAAAUGAAAUUAAAAAAAAUGUAUUAGCUAAUUCAACAAAUAAUAUUCGAAAAAAUUCACAAACAAGUUUGAAUACACAUAAUACAUCAUAAACUAAAUCCAAUUUAUCACUAUAAUAAGAUUAUUUGUAUUAGAAAGCAAUAUUUUAACAAGAAAAGUUUAAAACUUAUAUAGAGAAGGGAUAAAUAAUAAAUAAUAUAAAAGAGAUGAAAGAAUGUACAUUUAAUCCAAGAAUUAAUUAGAAAUCUAAAAUAAUUAAUGAAAGCACUUUUCUCGAAAGAUAAAAUAUAUGGAUGAGAAAAAAGAAUGAUAAAAUAUCUGAGUAAUUAGAAAUUUAAUAAGAAAAAGCAAUUAAAGAAGUAAAUAUUAAAAUUUAAUCAUAGUGCACAUUUAGUCCAAAUUGGAGAGAUAAUAGCAAUACAAGAAUUAAUAGUUGUGAUGUAUAUAAUAGAAAUUUAUAAUGGCAAAAUAAAAUAAAUAGAAAGAAACAACAGUUAAGAAAUUCUAUGAUUGAUUUUAAAAAUAAUGAGAGAAAGAAUAGUAAAAUAUAGAUACAACGAUCUAAUUCUACAUAAUUAAUUAAUUAAUAAACUGAUUUAAGAUAACUGCUCGAAAUUUAAUUUAAACUUAACCCUCCAAAAUAUAUUAAAAGUGUUACUCCAACCCAUUAAGUUACUGAAACUACUGUAACUCCAAAUUCUUAAUGUGGAUAUUCAGAAUUAGGAAAAAGAAAAAAUAGUAUUUUACAAAUAGAGUAAAAAUACAAAUUGCUUUUUGAUUUUGCUCAUAAUGUAUCCAAAAAUCCAUCCAAAAAGAAAAAAUGA